This is a messenger RNA of Glycine soja, 1961 nucleotides long. Its product is annotated as polyol transporter 5-like. The record is from RefSeq and is a predicted model, not a curated record. Bases 269 to 1840 code for a protein of 523 amino acids. Gene Ontology annotation, biological process: transmembrane transport. Gene Ontology annotation, cellular component: membrane. Gene Ontology annotation, molecular function: carbohydrate:proton symporter activity. The transcript has 3 exons. NCBI's taxonomy places the organism in Eukaryota, Viridiplantae, Streptophyta, Magnoliopsida, Fabales, Fabaceae.
AUUCUACUUCGAUCUAUCAUGUGAGACUCCUUAGUCUAUGGUGACGAAAGCCUUUGGUCUAUAUAAGAACUCUAGCGGAACCUCACAUUCAUAUGCCAAACUCCCACUACUCCUUAAUUUCUCUCUUCACUUAUCAUCAUACUUAUAUAUUAUAUAACCCAAUAAUUAAAUUAAAUACAUGUUAGCACUUUAACAUUCCUUUCUCUAACCUCGUUCCCACUCUCAUAUUUUCCCUUCUGCUGAUAUUCAGCUAAACUAAGUCAAUAAGAUGACUCAGGGAAAGAUAGUUGAAGCUGCAGAAGCUCAUAAAACACUUGAGGAUUUCGAUCCUCCAAAGAAGCGCAAAAGGAACAAGUAUGCUUUUGCUUGUGCUGUGCUGGCCUCCAUGACUUCCAUCUUGCUUGGCUACGAUAUUGGUGUGAUGAGUGGAGCAGCCUUGUACAUAAAAAGGGACCUGAAAGUGUCGGAUGUGCAAAUCGAGAUCCUGCUCGGAAUCAUCAACCUCUACUCUCUGAUAGGCUCAUGCCUCGCCGGCAGAACCUCCGACUGGAUAGGUCGGCGUUACACGAUUGUUUUCGCCGGCGCCAUCUUCUUUGUCGGAGCACUUCUCAUGGGUUUCUCCCCCAACUAUUCCUUUCUCAUGUUCGGCCGUUUCGUUGCCGGCAUCGGCAUCGGCUACGCCCUCAUGAUAGCCCCCGUCUACACCGCCGAGGUCUCCCCGGCCUCCUCUCGUGGCUUCCUCACAUCCUUCCCCGAGGUUUUUAUUAAUGGAGGGAUAUUACUUGGAUACAUAUCAAACUAUGGAUUUUCGAAGCUGACACUGAAGGUGGGAUGGCGAAUGAUGCUUGGAGUGGGUGCAAUUCCUUCGGUAGUCCUAACGGUGGGAGUGUUAGCGAUGCCUGAGUCCCCAAGGUGGCUAGUGAUGAGGGGUCGUUUGGGAGAGGCAAGAAAAGUGCUUAACAAAACCUCAGACAGCAGGGAAGAGGCCCAACUAAGGCUAGCCGAAAUCAAACAAGCCGCAGGGAUCCCCGAGAGUUGCAACGACGACGUCGUUCAGGUAACCAAACGAAGCACAGGUGAAGGCGUAUGGAAAGAACUCUUCCUCUAUCCAACGCCCCCAAUUCGUCACAUCGUAAUCGCUGCCCUUGGGAUUCACUUCUUCCAACAAGCGUCGGGCGUAGACGCCGUCGUUUUGUACAGCCCCAGGAUCUUCGAGAAGGCUGGGAUCAAAGACGACACGCAUAAACUUCUUGCAACCGUGGCCGUUGGAUUCGUCAAAACCGUUUUCAUCUUGGCGGCUACUUUUACGUUGGACCGCGUGGGUCGUCGUCCGUUGUUGUUGUCUAGUGUCGGGGGCAUGGUGCUCUCUCUCCUCACGCUCGCUAUCAGCCUCACGAUCAUUGGUCACUCCGAGAGGAAACUAAUGUGGGCCGUUGCAUUGAGCAUAGCCAUGGUGUUGGCUUACGUGGCCACGUUCUCCAUUGGUGCGGGUCCCAUCACGUGGGUUUAUAGUUCUGAGAUCUUCCCGUUGAGGCUGCGGGCGCAGGGUGCGGCCGCGGGAGUUGUGGUGAACAGGACCACAAGUGGGGUUGUCUCAAUGACUUUUUUGUCCCUCUCUGAAGCCAUCACCAUUGGUGGAGCUUUCUUCCUUUAUUGUGGCAUUGCUACCCUUGGGUGGAUAUUCUUUUACACCCUGCUUCCUGAGACUCGGGGUAAAACGCUCGAAGACAUGGAAGGGUCUUUUGGUACUUUUAGGUCCAAAUCCAACGCCACUAAGGGAGUAGAAAAUGGGAAUGGCCAAGUAGCACAAGUCCAGCUAGGGACCAAUGUCCAAACAUAGACAAAUGAGCAUUGGGACAUCCAGUAAUACUGUAGUAAUUUCGUGUGUGCAAAAAAGAAUUUUACAAUAAUUUCAAUGAAUGACAAAGGUUCAAAGGAAGAGAGUGUUUUUUUAACAGCUA